CUCCCUUCCCUCCCUCUCCCCUCCCCUCCCUCUUUCUCUCAGUGUUUGGUUUCUAGUUUGAGGGUAGGGCGAGACAUGAAUCGACAGGAAAUCUGACUCACAGCCUCCCUGCCUCCCUGUCGCAACACAACCACCCCAGACUCAAACACACAAGAUGCUCCUGUUCCGAUCCUCGCCGGCUCAGUUCUCUGUAACUGCGCGGGAGGCUGGGCUGCACGGCUGGCGCAUUGAGAAGCUGCAGCCCGUGCCUCUGCCUGCGGAUCAGCUGGGAUCCUUCUUCACUGGAGACGCCUACCUGGUGCUGAGCAACCGGGGCGAGGAGAGCAGCCUGCACAUGUGGAUCGGUGAGAAGUCGUCCCGGGACGAGCAGGUAGCCUGUGCCAUGCUGGCCACUCAGCUGGAUGAUUUCCUGGGUGGGAACCCGGUGCAGCACCGGGAGGUGCAGGGGUUCGAGUCCCCCGAAUUCAUGAAGCUCUUCCCCAGAGGAGUCACCUACAAGGAAGGGGGAGUGGAGUCGGGGUUUAGGAAGAGCCGGCCAGGCUCCGCCCCUCCGAACCGACUGUACCAAAUCAAAGGGAAGAGCAACAUCCGAGCGAGAGAGGUGGAGCUGAGCUGGGGCAGCUUCAACAAGGGAGACUGCUUCAUACUGGAUCUGAACCAGGUGCUGAUCUCUUGGAGCGGCUCUCAGGCCAACGUGUUUGAGAAGCAGAAGAUGAACGAGAUCGCCUCCCUGAUCCGAGACACGGAGAGGCUGGGCAAAGCCACGGUGCGCUCCGUGUGUGAGGGGGAGGAGCCACCGGAGAUGCUACAGGUUCUGGGACCAAAGCCGGCGCUGAAGGAGGGCUCUCCGGAGGAGGAUCUCCAGGCCGACACCUCUAACUCCGCCUCCCUUUACAAGGUGUCGGACGCUACAGGGGCGAUGAAGCUCAGCAAGGUCUCGGAGAAGAGCCCCUUCGGUCGGGAGCUGCUGGUUCGAGAGGACUGCUUCGUUCUGGAUAACGGAACCAACGGCAAGAUCUACGUGUGGAAAGGCAGUGGGGCGAACGCAGAGGAGAAGGCAGCGGCUCUCAAAGUGGCUGAUGAUUUCAUACAGCAGAUGAACUACUCCAAACUCAAGACUCAGGUUGAGAUCAUCCCUCAGGGCAGGGAGGGUGUCCUGUUCAAACAGUUCUUCAAGUCCUGGCACUAGGAGUGCUGUUCAGAUGCUGCUUUUGUAUUUGAUAUCCCAGCUGUCCUGAUCUCAUGUUUGCUGAACAGGAGCUACAAUCCCACUGCGCUCCGUGUCUGACUGUAAGCCUGCAGGUGCAAUAAACUCAGUGCAGCAAUCUGAAAA
This is a messenger RNA of Acipenser ruthenus (sterlet), 1333 nucleotides long. RefSeq names its product capping protein (actin filament), gelsolin-like b (gene capgb). Gene Ontology annotation, molecular function: phosphatidylinositol-4,5-bisphosphate binding; actin filament binding. The transcript is spliced from 9 exons. The record is from RefSeq and is a predicted model, not a curated record. Gene Ontology annotation, cellular component: actin cytoskeleton; cytoplasm. The coding region runs from base 155 to 1189 and encodes 344 amino acids. NCBI's taxonomy places the organism in Eukaryota, Metazoa, Chordata, Actinopteri, Acipenseriformes, Acipenseridae. Gene Ontology annotation, biological process: barbed-end actin filament capping; actin polymerization or depolymerization; actin filament severing.